CUAAUUUUUAGUAAUUAUUUAUGCCCACGAAACAUUUUUCCUCAAAAGUUCAUUCAUAUUUGUACUUCGUUAAUAUAAUGUGCGGAUUUUUAUAAUAUUUAUUACUAUUGGUAGAUCAAUCUUUAGUAUUUUUUUUAUAAAAAUUAUCAUUGACAUGGCCGAAGAAUGUUUAAUUCUCCAAGAAGAGGAACGAGAAGCUUUACUUUCUAUUUAUGAUGGUGAUGAAGCUUUUAAGGAUGUAUCACCUACUGUUUAUCAAUAUAAAUAUGGAGAAGAUGGUGAUAAUAAAUCCUUUCUGUUGGAAGUUGAAUGGCACAACAAUUACCCAACUGAAGCACCUAAAAUUAAUUUAGAUAUGUUCUACAAUAAACACAUAGUUAGUUCAGUUAAACAAAAUAUUAAAGACAAAAUAGCAAAAGAAGCUGAUCAUUAUUUGGGUGAAUCCAUGACGUUUACUCUUUUUGAGUUUCUUAAAGAUUUUGCCGUAGAUUUAGUUGCUGAUCAACCUGAUAAAGAAGUUAUUGAAAGUAUAACUAAACUUUCAAUUGACAAUGAUGAUGAAACUAUGAAAAAGAUAGUGAAGAAAGAAGCUAUGAGCAAAUCUCAAAAAAGAAAACAAUGGGAUCGGUUAGAUUCCAAAGGAGAAAAACCUCGAGGAUAUGAUUGGAUAGAUGUUGUUAAACAUUUGUCACAAACAGGAUCUUCUAAGAACGAAGAUAAUUGAGUUUCACAAGAGAAAAUGUAUUCUUGGGACAAAUUAAAUGACCUAAUAUGUUAGCAUGAAAAUAUGCUUUU
This is a messenger RNA of Sipha flava (yellow sugarcane aphid), 795 nucleotides long. RefSeq names its product RWD domain-containing protein 4. The coding region runs from base 155 to 724 and encodes 189 amino acids. The record is from RefSeq and is a predicted model, not a curated record. NCBI's taxonomy places the organism in Eukaryota, Metazoa, Arthropoda, Insecta, Hemiptera, Aphididae. Gene Ontology annotation, molecular function: protein binding. The transcript has 6 exons.